Mucor velutinosus is the source of this 1137-nucleotide messenger RNA. Its product is annotated as general transcription repressor. Lineage: Eukaryota; Fungi; Mucoromycota; Mucoromycetes; Mucorales; Mucoraceae. Gene Ontology annotation, cellular component: cytoplasm. The record is from RefSeq and is a predicted model, not a curated record. Gene Ontology annotation, biological process: protein transport. The transcript has 2 exons. Bases 1 to 1137 code for a protein of 378 amino acids.
AUGACUACUUCCUGUUCAUUCUCUAUAGAAUUACUACCUGAAUUUGGCUGGUCUAUCAAAGACACUCCAGUCUAUGGCCCUGGAUCCGUAUUCCAAGGCUUCGUAAAACUCAACAUUGAAUCGCUGGACCUGGUGGUUGAAAGAAUCAGACUUGCUUUUUACGCUGUUGAAACUAUUCCUCCAUUCGAACUGUCUCCUGGUGUAUUGCGCACCACAAAGAGAACGCUGUUUAGUGUCCAACAAGUGCUCUGGCACUCUCAGCAACAGACAUUGAAGCUAGACACAGAUGCUGAUUACUCGUUUCCAUUCACUAUUCAAAUGCCCAUGGUCCAAUUUCCACCUUCCAUGGACCACAGCUUUUAUCGUUGCGCAUUCCAACUCAUUGCCUUUGUUGAUACCCCCUCUUCGAUCGCUAGAUUGACAGAACCUAUACGCACAGAUAUUCCCAUUAUCUGUAUGCCCUAUGUUGAAACUAGCGUACUGAAAUCACCUCUUUUUAUGGUCUCGUCCAAAGCUCAUCUCACUGCCAAAGUCAAGAUGAGUGCACACGAUUUCGUCCCCAACGAAUCCAUCCCUGUUCGUCUUGAUAUCACUAGCAACAAACCUGCUCCUUCUGGUGGCUCGCUUCAGUACAUUACUGCUCAUCUCAAACUUGUCCAAACCUUACACAUCGUUGCUUUCGAUGAUCUCAAUGACCAAGUCACCACUGUUGCUAAAGCAUCUCACAAACUGCUAAUGAUUGAAUAUCUCGGUGGUAAGGGAACUUGUUGCCAGGCUGAUCUAGAGCUAAAGUUGCCUGCGGAUUUGACCCCAUCCUAUAAUUACGGUAACCUAGUGCAAGUCUCAUAUAAACUACAGAUCAGCAUAGAACAAAAGGGCCCAAUGGGUGGUAUAUGGAGCUAUAAUGUCAGCAUGGAUGAUGUACCAGUGACAAUUGGUACGCUGGGCUACGGUAUCAAAUCUUCGUCUGAACUCAAGAUGUACUCUCUGUUUGAACCAAGCUCUUCAUCAGGCAGUAAAUCUAUGCCUCUACCAAAAUUUAUGAAAGCAAUUGAAUAUGAAGACGCUCUACCCCUUUAUGAUGCUACUCGAUUACCCGAUUAUGAAUUACAAAGAUCACAACACCCCAUAUGUUAG